AUGGGCCAAACUUCCCCUCCUCCAGAGGGGGUGUUCUCCCUGCUGGACACUGAUCUCUAUAAGCUGACGAUGCAAUGUGCCAUCCUUAAAUAUUUUCCGAGCGCCUAUGUUACAUACUCCUUCACCAACAGAACGCCGGACAUGAAAUUCACUAGACGGUCAUAUAACUGGUUGCUAGAGCAAAUAGCUAGACUGGAAAAUAUCAAAUUGACAGAAGAAGAGCUGGAGUUCUUACAGAAGCGUUGUUCAUAUCUUAGCCCCGCAUAUCUUAAAUACCUAUCAGAAUUCCGUCUGAAACCUUCCGAGCAGCUGGAGGUAUCGUUCAUUCCAAUUGACGACACUGGAUCUAAGGAUGACAUGGGAGAUGUCAAAAUAGCAAUCAAGGGCCUAUGGAUCGAAACUAUAUUGUAUGAGAUCCCUCUUCUUGCAUUGACGAGCGAAACAUACUUCAAGUUUUGUGAUCGUGACUGGGAUUACCAUCAACAAGAAGAGAAGGCUUUCCGAAAGGGAUGCGCACUUCUUGAAAAUGGAUGCAUAUUUUCUGAAUUUGGAACUCGGAGACGCAGAGACUAUCACACCCAGAAUUUGGUGAUGGAAGGGCUUACCAGAGCAGUGAAGAAAGGAGCGGAAGAAGGGUUUAAGGGGAAACUUGCAGGCACCAGUAAUGUCCAUUUCGCUAUGAAAUAUGGCAUCGACCCUGUGGGUACCGUUGCCCAUGAGUGGUAUAUGGGAAUAGCUGCUAUCACGGACAACUAUGAGAAUGCCAAUGAGAUUGCACUGAGAUACUGGUUAGGGUGUUUCGGUGAAGGGGUUCUGGGUAUUGCCCUUACGGAUACUUUUGGAACCCCUACGUUCCUUGAGGCAUUCAGAAAGCCAGUGCCAGAGCUUACAUCUGCCGCCGAAGGCCCUGAGGCUACGAUGCCUUCUUCAGGAAAUACUACUUCCGAGACUGACUCCCUUACAUCAACUGUUCCCCCUAUCCAGAAACCCCUUGAAAGCACGGCGAGAAACACCACCGCUAAAACCUACGCCCAGGUUUUCACAGGAGUGAGACAAGACUCCGGCGACCCCGUUUACUUCCUGAAGAUGGUAAAGGACUUUUAUGAAAAGGAAGGUAUCAAGGAUAAGAAAACGGUCGUGUUCUCUGAUUCCCUGAAUAUCGAACUUUGUCUGGAGUAUAAAGUUAUUGCAGAAGAAUCUGGCUUCCAGCCCACAUUCGGAGUUGGUACAUUUUUCACAAAUGAUUUCAAUCGAACUUCGAACGGAAAGAAAUCCGUUCCUCUCAAUAUCGUUAUCAAAGUCUCCAGUGCCGGAGGGCGGCCAGCAGUCAAACUGAGUGAUAACCUGGGCAAGAAUACUGGUGAUCCGAAAACCGUGGUCGAGGUUAAGAAGCGACUUGGCUAUGUAGAGCACGACUGGGAGAAUGGAGACGAGACGAGACGGUGGGGUAAGAAAGAGGAUUGA
This is a messenger RNA of Trichophyton benhamiae CBS 112371, 1464 nucleotides long. RefSeq lists its product as uncharacterized. Lineage: Eukaryota; Fungi; Ascomycota; Eurotiomycetes; Onygenales; Arthrodermataceae. The transcript is spliced from 5 exons. Bases 1 to 1464 code for a protein of 487 amino acids. Gene Ontology annotation, molecular function: nicotinate phosphoribosyltransferase activity. Gene Ontology annotation, biological process: NAD+ biosynthetic process. The record is from RefSeq and is a predicted model, not a curated record.